Messenger RNA from Oldenlandia corymbosa var. corymbosa, 914 nucleotides. Lineage: Eukaryota; Viridiplantae; Streptophyta; Magnoliopsida; Gentianales; Rubiaceae. The record is from the annotation of a GenBank genome assembly.
AAGAUCUUCUAUUCUUCAAAAUGUUCGGCCGGGAAAACCGAGUGGAUUUCAUCUCUCUUGGUUCCGAAGGAGUGAAAUCGGUAGGUACUCUAAAUCAUCUUUUAAGGAAUGAUUUUCUUAAUAAUGGUAUCAUUGUGUCGGCAAAUUCUUGCAAUGGUCUUUUGUGUAUGCAAAUCGAGCAUAGUGAUCAGGAUCUGUACUCAAUUGUUGUUUACAACCCCACCACUGGUAAACACGGAUCGAUUCAUGAUCCAGAAGGUCCCUAUGUGUCAUCAUUCCUGCUUUUCAGUAUAGUUUUCGAUCCUGUUAAAUCGGACCAUUACAAAAUUGUCCGGGUUGGUGGGUACGGAUUGAAUCACACACUCAUGGUCUAUUCCUCUGAAUCUGCGAGUUGGAAGGAUACGGAAGGCAAUGAUGUCGAUGUGACGGGUCGAUACUAUUUAUGCUUCGAUGUGGAAAAUGAACGGAUUAGGCUAUCCAUGACCGAAAUUCCUAUCAGCGUAGUCUGUAAAACAGGGUAUGCUUGGGACACUGAAUUUUUUGGGGUGGCCGGUGGGGAUUUGUGCAUUGUGAUCCCAAACGAUGCCAAUUCACGAACCUUCAAGUUUGAUAUAUUUGCACUGAAGAGGGAUUAUUCUGAGUGGGUUUUGAAGUAUCGGGUUGAUGUCGCGCCUUUGACCGAUGUGUAUCCUGAAAUUCGGAGAAGUUUGUGUGGGUUUGGUCUUCCUUGGUUUGCUGUGACUGCAAAGAAAGCUGUGAUUAAGAUUUCGAUGGAAAUGAAACUUAUUUCUUGUGAUAUCAGCAAUAUGGUGGUUGAUGAACUCGUUGAGGUUGAGGGUCAAGUGGAGGGUCUUUCUUCUGUUUACAGGGGGUAUGAAGUUUUCCCGAAUGUUGAAUACUUUGCGUUUGUCUAA